Ilyonectria robusta is the source of this 1360-nucleotide messenger RNA. Its product is annotated as S-adenosyl-L-methionine-dependent methyltransferase. Bases 111 to 1133 code for a protein of 340 amino acids. Gene Ontology annotation, molecular function: methyltransferase activity. NCBI's taxonomy places the organism in Eukaryota, Fungi, Ascomycota, Sordariomycetes, Hypocreales, Nectriaceae. The record is from RefSeq and is a predicted model, not a curated record. The transcript has 12 exons.
AUACUUGGCGUUGCGGGGUUCUCAUCUCUUCUCAAUCAUUACUCUUUUGCUCCUUCUGAGGUCUUUUCCGCUUGAUCGUGGCAUCGUGUUUGCCCAAGUCGAGAUCCAUCAUGGCCGAGAACGCGCCCCGGUCCCACCCGAGCCCGCCAGCUGUGGAACGACGGCCAACUACCGCGGCCGACCCGGUGCCUGACGAUGGUGACUCUGUAUUUGAUCAGAUUUCAGCCUACAGUGACACUACGUCUCUCACAUCGAGCAUCCUAAACUACCGCAAGGAGAAUGGCCGCACAUAUCAUGCGUACAAGGCAGGAUCAUACAUUCUGCCGAACGACACCUUGGAAAAUGACCGCCUAGAUCAGCAGCAUCACCUGUGCCUACUCACUCUUAACGAUCGUUUAUUCAUCUCUCCUGUGGGAAAAGACAAGCCACUCAAGCGUAUUCUCGAUGCUGGUUGUGGAACGGGCAUUUGGGCGCUAGACAUUGCCGACGAGCAUCCAGAAACAGAGGUCACUGGUGUCGACCUCAGCCCUAUCCAGCCAUCAUUUGUCCCACCAAAUGCCUCGUUUUUUGUAGAUGAUCUGGAGGCUGAAUGGACCUAUACCAGGCCUUUUGACUUGAUCUACAUGCGCGCAAUGACAGGGUCUAUCCGUGACUGGCCUAAGCUAUUCCGCCAGGCAUACGAGAACCUCUCUCCUGGUGGCUACAUUGAACUGAUGGAUCCCAUCUACCCGGUGACUUGCGAUGAUGGCACCGUGCCAAAAGACUCCGUAGUAUACAAGUGGAGCGCCCUGAUGAAUGAGGCUGCCACCAAACUAGGAAGUGGUCUGGAUUCUGGCUUGCGCUACAAGGACCAGCUCAUCGAUGCUGGAUUCACGAAUGUCACAGAGGCUCCUUACAAGUGGCCGAUGAAUACUUGGCCAAAGGAUCCGAAGCUCAAAGAACUAGGAGCAUGGGGCAAUGUCAACCUCGUUGGUGGCGUUCAGGGUCUCAGUAUGUUCCUAUUUACGAAAGUGCUGGGGUGGAAUACAGAUGAGCUCGAAGUCUUCUGUGUGGAUGUCAGGAAGGACCUGUGCAACAAAGAGUUCCACGGAUACUGGAGAGUGAAUGUGGUUUACGCACAGAAGCCUUUGUGAAUACGAUACAUCGUUUCAGGGAUUAUCGAGUGUUUCAAGCUAUGUUAAACGACACGUGGUACAUGCGGGAAGUUCGAAACUCACUGUAGAGGCUUGGUCGUCUCAUGCAGGAACCUCUAGCGCCUGCUGGAAUCUGUUGGGGCCCGCUGGACCUUUGGGUACAUCCUGUGUCCGUAGUUCACUCCACUUACUAUAAUCGCCAUGGGAAUAGACACCCUUCUAGACCG